UGGGAGGUUAAGUGACCUCAUGGAUUGGGAUGCCUGCUCAAACAUUGGGAUUGGAGAUAAUGGAUGAAGAUCAAUUAAUGGAAGAAGUCUUGGAUAAGUUUGUUAAUUGCCAUGAGCAAACAUAUGAAGAAUUUUGGAGCACUUUUACUGAUCUUUCAAAAGAAGAUAAUGUGACUAAAAGAGGAGCAUUUGAAACUGAUUCUUCAGGAAAAAUAUUUACCUCAGUAAAAUUUACUCAUAAAAAUGAACCAAAUGACCACCAUCUUAGAAACACAACUGUAUUUCAUCAUACUUCAUCACAUAUCAAGGUAGACAACUUCCUAGAUUUAGAAGAUUUGGACAUGGAUGAAGAGAUUAAGCCCCAAAUGAAUAAGGAUUUCCUGCUGCUUCCAGGAACUGGGGAAGAAGAUGUGAGAGUUUGUUCUUACAGUCCUUCUGUGGACCAGUUUCUCACUGCUGAGGUGAAGCCAAAGCCCACUGUGAAGGGAACCCAGAAGCAAGCAGAGAAGAUACUUGGUGAUGAAGUCCACCCCUUUUCACUUGAUGAAGAAUUUGAUUAUGACAACAUGGCUCAAACCCCCAAGUUCACUGCUGAGGAGAUGGAGCCCAUCAGAGAGCUAUUGAAGGAAGAGAGAAAGAACACCAACACAGACCUAUGA
Sciurus carolinensis (gray squirrel) is the source of this 659-nucleotide messenger RNA. RefSeq names its product intraflagellar transport-associated protein-like. The transcript is spliced from 2 exons. The record is from RefSeq and is a predicted model, not a curated record. NCBI's taxonomy places the organism in Eukaryota, Metazoa, Chordata, Mammalia, Rodentia, Sciuridae. Gene Ontology annotation, cellular component: 9+0 non-motile cilium; cytosol. Gene Ontology annotation, molecular function: intraciliary transport particle A binding. Gene Ontology annotation, biological process: acrosome reaction; spermatogenesis. The coding region runs from base 30 to 659 and encodes 209 amino acids.